CUAGCUUUCAGUAGUUUCACUUGAUGCACAUCCAAUUUUAGGGGGAGGAUCCCGCUGCCCGUAUAGUCUAGCUGCAAGCUAUGACGAGAUUUUCGGCCUUAGCUUGCACUAGACGAAGCCCGUCCACCGCCGCACUGGUCGUGUUUUUGUUCUGGCCUGCGCUGAAACCCGCGUCGGAGAAACUCAAUCACACGCAAAAAGGCGUAAUUACAUACACAGUGUGCAUGCACAAAUCGGUGGCUGGCAGGCAGGAUCGAUCGAACGUUGGUUGGGUUGAGUUGUCGAAGGGCUAAAUGCUUAGUGGGCAGGUUCUGGGACCAAAAACCUUCCAGAAGAACGUCACGAUCCUCUGCACGGGGUUUUACGUUUUUAUCUGCUUGCUGUUGUCCUUCCACCAUACGUUUGCAAAAUUUACAACAAAUCCCACUAGGCGAUGAUGAUGAUGAUGAUGACGGAUGCAGGGUUGGUGUGCGUGUGGUGCCAUGAAAAAAUAUUGCCCGUUUUGACAGUCGCAUGCUGCAGGGAUCAGUGCAGGGGUGCUCAACCACUAAAUGGUGGUGCGUCAUUGGUAAAACGUAAACGAGCAAUGGCUGAUAUAUAGCUGGUUUUCAGCGUGCCAUCUAUUUUUUAAUAUCAAAAAAUAAUUUCAUUUACAAUAUUUACCAGCUUUCACGUAAUACAGUGAUAAAUAUCCGCGAAUGUUUACAUCAGAGGUGUCAAACCGAUCACAUUCCCGCCAAACGUCAAAAGACACAAGCAGCACAACAAACCAAAAACGAUCCAACCCGCGCAUUGGUGAAAUUUAAAUGGCGCCCUGUUUCAAACGUCGCUUUCUGUCAAAGUGUUGUGAAGGGCCCGCAUAACAGCCGCUGGAACGUUCAACGCUACAAUUUUUUCACCCGGUUUUUGGCUAAUCGUAAGCUGUUUCGUUGGUUCAAUUCAUGGUAUCUAGUAGUAACCGCAAUGGAAUCCACAUCCAACAUCGCCAAAAUAUACAUACUCCAGGAGGAUCGUGAAAAAAGCUUCAAACAUUGGCCCUUUCCAAACGACAAACAAUGCAGCGUACAGAAGAUGGCAGAGGCAGGAUUCUAUUGGCAUGGAACGGAUACCGAGAUUGACAUAGCGGCCUGCUUCGUGUGUGGCAAAGAGCUGGACGGUUGGGAAGAAUCCGACGAUCCGUGGAGCGAGCACCGGAAACAUGCACCCCAGUGUCCGUUCGUGAAGUAUGGUCGGGCGGAAGCGAAUCUAACGUGUGAAGAGUUCGUUAAUCUCAUGAUGGCUACGCUGAAGAUGCGAUUUCAAAACAACUACACCACCCUCAAGACCAACGGCAAGAUGCUGAUAGAGAAGAAGCGAAAGGAGAUGGAGAAGCUGUUACGAACCAACUAGGCUUACUAUACAGUAGGAAUAUGCAUACGUUUUAAUAACUCCUUCGCGCGAUCCUCCUGCACAUAUCCUGACAUCCUGAGGCGCUAGCCAGGUCCCGUUUAUACAACUGGCCUAAGCGAAAGUUACACGGCUACACGGCUACGUACUGGGCGUUAUGAUGUGGUAAAUAAUAAGAAUGGAUUUUUUUAAAUCUAAACUAAGGAAAAGGUCGUUCGAUUUUAGUUCUAAGCUCAUUCGCAGGGAAAAAGGGAAUCCUUUUUGGGAUGCAGGUAAUAAAUGGAAUGAGAAAAAGUUUAAA
Messenger RNA from Anopheles stephensi (Asian malaria mosquito), 1687 nucleotides. It is a transcript of the gene Det, whose product is annotated as baculoviral IAP repeat-containing protein 5. Bases 964 to 1389 code for a protein of 141 amino acids. The record is from RefSeq and is a predicted model, not a curated record. Lineage: Eukaryota; Metazoa; Arthropoda; Insecta; Diptera; Culicidae. The transcript has 3 exons.